AUGAAACAACUCGAUAUCAUCGUCGCAAACCGUUUCCAAAUCGUCAAUUUCAUCUCUUCGGGAGCCUAUGGCGACAUCUAUGAAGCAACCGACCUUGAAAGCAAAACCAAAGAGCGCGUUGCGCUAAAAAUGGAACGUACAAAGUUCCCUGACUCCCUCAGCAGGGAGUCAGUAUUCUACGAGAAGCUCCAAAAGGGCAAAACCACCGGCAUGCUUAAACUCCACUUCCCUACCGACAUCUGUGAUGACUACCGCGUCAUGGGUAUCGACCUUCUAGGCCCCAGUCUCUGGGACCUUAAGCAUUUCUGUGGGGGCAAAUUCAGCCUCAAGACAGUUCUCUUGAUAGUGGAACAAGCGCUAUUCCGAUUAAAGUCUCUACAUGACCGGGGUAUUAUCCAUCGGGAUUUAAAGCCGGACAAUUUCCUCAUGGGAAGAGGCCGUCAAGGAAAUAUCAUUUACCUUGUGGAUAUGGGCCUUGCGCAGGAGGGAGUGGAGGCGCCUGGCGAUCCGAUGGAUUAUGAGGGACAUCAGGCGCUUUCGUUUGUGGGUACGAACGAUUACGCACCUAGGGCUGCGCAUCGGUUACACUAUCAGACGUAUCGUGAUGAUAUGGAGAGCUUUGGGUACGUGCUCAUCGACCUUCUCAAAGAUGUGUUACCCUGGGGUCAUAUGACUACAAGUGUUGGGGGGGUAACGCCCCAAGAUCGGAUGGGAAGAAUGAAAGAACAGAUCAGUCUUGACAAUCUAUGCAAAGAUCUCCCAGAGGUGUUCAAACAUUACUUUGAACACGUGAGAUCGCUGCGGUAUAACCAACGGCCGGACUACACUAAGCUCCGGCAGAUGUUCCUAAGCGAAUUUAAACGACAGGGAUUCCACCAUGAUUUUGUCUUUGACUGGACGCAAAGGCGCUUUGAUCAAGCAGCUGAGGAAUCGACGACCAGUGAAGAUUGA
Messenger RNA from Aspergillus welwitschiae, 951 nucleotides. Its product is annotated as kinase-like domain-containing protein. The transcript has 5 exons. Gene Ontology annotation, molecular function: protein serine/threonine kinase activity; ATP binding. Gene Ontology annotation, biological process: endocytosis; signal transduction; peptidyl-serine phosphorylation. Bases 1 to 951 code for a protein of 316 amino acids. The record is from RefSeq and is a predicted model, not a curated record. NCBI's taxonomy places the organism in Eukaryota, Fungi, Ascomycota, Eurotiomycetes, Eurotiales, Aspergillaceae. Gene Ontology annotation, cellular component: cytoplasm; nucleus.